Puntigrus tetrazona (Sumatra barb) is the source of this 3893-nucleotide messenger RNA. RefSeq names its product anoctamin-6-like. Gene Ontology annotation, biological process: chloride transmembrane transport; calcium activated phosphatidylserine scrambling; calcium activated phosphatidylcholine scrambling. The record is from RefSeq and is a predicted model, not a curated record. Gene Ontology annotation, cellular component: plasma membrane. Gene Ontology annotation, molecular function: chloride channel activity; protein dimerization activity. Bases 333 to 3071 code for a protein of 912 amino acids. NCBI's taxonomy places the organism in Eukaryota, Metazoa, Chordata, Actinopteri, Cypriniformes, Cyprinidae. The transcript has 20 exons.
UACAGUCAAAAAACUACGCGCAAACCAGAAGUCGAACUAUAAAGUCAGAUAUUAUUACAAAAGCGGAACCAAGAAAACAUCAAGUGCAACCACAAAGGUUUAUGCAAUGCCUGACAGCGUAUACCCCAAAAACCCUCUUCCGACCCCACCUACUCUCUCGAGUUCAGACUGGCAGAGAAACUUCACGCAGUUCGCUCUUUCGCUUUCUCUGAUUUCUUUAAGGCGUAAUUUAGCUUUUCUGUAGCUCAUCUCUGCUGUAUAGACUUCGAUUUGUGUCUGUUACAUGUCGCGUUGAUUUCUGAGGAGUUUGUGAAGGGUUUAAAGUCGCAGAGAUGAGUGAAGCAGAAGACAAUGACAUUCUUGAGCUGGACUCAGAAGCAGAGGACGGAGACAUAGAGAUGACAGAUUUGGUUUAUUCUGAAGAGUUGCCAACAUACAAAUCUAUGCCAAAAGGUCAAGCUGUGCCAAAAGUGGAACGGGCUGAAUUCAAUGGUAACCCUGAUUCACUAUUUUUCAACGAUGGAAAGAGAAGGAUUGACUUUGUUUUGGUGUAUGAGUCUAAAAAUGUAUCUGAGAAAAAACGCUCAGUUAUGAGGAGAAGAAUGAGACGCAGAGAGCUCUUUGAAGGAAGCCUGAUGAAUAUGGGUGUGGAAUUGGAGGCGACACAAUCCGUAAUGGACGAGAAGCUCGUCUAUGUGAAAGUGCACAUGCCUUUUGAGGUUUUGUGCACUUACGCUGAAGUCCUGCACAUCAAACUGCCCAUUCAGGCCAACGAUCUGGCUCAACAGUCGGCUGCGUACAACUGCUUCACGCACCACUUCUACCCCAGCGAGGACGUCAUCGCCAAGGAGCCCGACUACUUCACGGCUCCUUUCAGGAAGGACCAGCUCAAGUGUUUUUGCAUGAAGGAUAGAGAGCAGUUCUUCACGCCGGCCAUGAGAAGCAGAAUGGCCUACUACAUCCUCUGCCGAGCGCCGUAUGACAUUAAAGGAAACGUGAAGAAGUUUGGUAUCAGUAAGCUGCUGGAUGGAGGCGUGUACAAGGCUGCGUAUCCCUUACAUGAUUGCAGAUUUAAUGUGAAAUCUAAAGAGCCGGAUUGCCCUAACGAGCGCUUUCUGCUGUAUAAUGAGUGGGCUCAUCCCAAGAGCUUCUAUAAGAUGCAGCCGCUGGAUCUGAUCAGGAAGUAUUUUGGUGAAAAGGUCGGCAUCUAUUUUGCCUGGUUGGGUUUCUACACGGUCAUGUUGACUCUUGCUGCUGCAGUCGGACUGGGUUGUUUCAUAUACGGAUACACGACUAGAGAGAGCAGCACAUGGAGCAAAGAGGUGUGUGACCCUCAGAUUGGUGGAGAAAUCGUUAUGUGUCCGCAGUGUGAUAAAAUAUGUCCAUACUGGAGGCUGAACACCACGUGUGAGUCAUCUAAAAGACUGUGUAUAUUCGAUAACUAUGGGACAUUAGUGUUUGCAAUCUUCAUGUCUGUUUGGGUGACUCUGUUUCUGGAGUUCUGGAAGCGCUAUCAGGCCGAACUGGAGCACGACUGGGACACGGUGGAGUUUCUUCAGCAGGAGGAACAGCCUCGACCCGAAUACGAGGCCAAAUGCACCUAUGAGAGAGUGAACCCUGUUACACAGGAGAAGGAGAAGGUGCACUUUGCGGCCUGCGGGAAGUGCAUGAGAGUGUCGUGUGGCAUCAGCACUGUGUUAUUCUGGGUUCUGUUGAUCAUAGCGUCGGUGGUCGGUGUGAUCGUGUAUCGCCUGUCGAUGUUCAUCAAUUUUUCUGCGAAGCUGCGCUCUGAUCUGAAGUAUACUAAGGAGCUGGAGCCAUUCAAAGAGUAUGUCACCCCUCAGAUGGCCACGUCCAUCACGGCCUCCAUCAUCAGCUUCAUCAUCAUCAUGAUUCUUAACAAUGUCUAUGAGAAAGUGGCCAUCUGGAUCACAGACUUCGAGCUGCCGCGGACCAAAACAGAGUACGAGAACAGCCUGACGCUGAAGAUGUUCCUCUUUCAGUUUGUGAACUAUUACUCGUCCUGCUUCUACAUCGCUUUCUUCAAAGGGAAGGUGGUGGGCUAUCCGGGGCAGCCCGUCUACUGGUUUGGUAUGUUCCGCAACGAGGAGUGUGAUCCCGGUGGCUGUCUGACCGAACUGACCACACAGCUGUCCAUCAUUAUGACAGGAAAGGCCAUCUGGAACAACAUACAGGAGGUCCUACUGCCGUGGGUGAAGAAUCUGAUAUUUCGUCAUUGCACCCAGGUGGGUUCAGAGAAAGUGAUUCCUCGCUGGGAACAGGACUAUCAGCUCCAGUCCAUAGGAAAGCUUGGCUUGUUUUAUGAAUAUCUGGAGAUGGUGAUCCAGUUUGGUUUUGUGACUCUGUUUGUGGCGUCCUUCCCAUUGGCUCCUCUCCUGGCUCUGUUUAACAACCUGUGUGAAAUCCGCGUGGACGCCUGGAAGAUCACGACUCAGUUUCGUCGGGUCGUUCCAGAAAAGGCCCAGGACAUCGGCGCCUGGCAGCCCAUCCUGCAGGGGGUGGCGAUUCUAGCGGUGGCCACAAACGCUGCCAUCAUUGCCUUCACCUCUGACAUGAUCCCUCGGCUGGUUUACUACUGGGCGCUUUCUGUCAGUCCUUAUUCAGAUGGCUCUUACCACACGAUGACAGGCUUCAUCAACAGCUCGCUGUCCGUCUUCGACAUUGACCACUUCAAUUCUAACAGCAGACCGGAGGAAAGCAUCAAGCCAUACUGGUUCAGAAACAUUACUACAUGCAGAUAUCGUGAUUUCAGGAAUCCUCCCAGUCAUACCAAUCAAUAUGAGCACAACAUAUAUUAUUGGCACGUUAUUGCUGCCAAACUGGCUUUUAUGAUUGUGGUUGAACACAUUGUUUAUUUCACCAAGUUCAUGCUGUCUUACAUGAUCCCGGAUGUGCCGGAAGCUCUGAAGGAGCAGAUCAAAAGAGAGCGUUACCUGACGCAGGUCAUCCUGCAUGAAACCAACAUCAAACAGUUUAAGGAGCUCAUGAAACCUGUCACUGAUAAUCUGCUACUCGAGAUUGAAGAACCAGAGUUGGAUCUGAAACUGUGAAGCCUUAAAAUGCCAACUCACACCUGAAACGACAUCCGUCGCCUGAACCACAGCCCAUAUCAGACUUAAACCUCAAACACAACCGAGAAUGUUUGCAUAUUCAUUUUCAUUUUAGCAGCCACUGAUGGUGUCUGAAUGAGGAUAUUCACUUGCUGCAGAGAAAACGGGAGCAGGAUGUUUAACCACUAAGUUUAAUAUUUUCAGAAAUUGCUCUUUAUGGGAUAUAAGCUUCAGUUUGUUGUGGAUGGCCACUAAAAAUCUACAGGCUCUGACAAUCUGUUCAAUGCAUAUUGUUAAAUAUUAUAUAUUAUCAAAACCAGAUAAACCACUUUUUAUUGAACUAUUGUGCAUAAUCUGGUAAAACGAUUAAAGAUAUUUUUAUUAUAAGUAUUAUGCUGACAAAUAAUUUUUUGUGGAGUUUAUAUAAAACAAGCAGAGCACUUAAUUAGUUUUUAAUCAACCUAUACUAACAAAAAAUGUAACCAUGUUUUUUGGACAAUCAUGUACUAUGGUAUUUGUUUAGCUGAAUGUGGUGUUUAUAAUUAAGGUUUAUUGUGGUAAUAAGGUAUUACUUUGGAUAGUAUCAUUGUACCAUGGUACAGUUGCACAUAAUAAUAUGAGCAUAAGAUGCCAUAAAUUAAGUUUUUUAUUAAUAUUGUUUUGGGUCAGCUGACAUCAUGCUCUGUAUGUUUGUGAAUAUUACCAGUGUUUUUUUUUUUUUUACCAAUUUGUAAAAUACAAUGUUUACAUAUACAAGUACAUGUUAUUUGCACAUAUCGACCUCAACAUUUUUAUAUAAAACAAUAAAUAUUUGAUGAUGUA